ACUGACACAUAGUACAUGUCAUGUAGACGGUUGUGACUGUUGGACAGAAGUACUUCACGAAUUCAUGUAGUCACGUUUUUCAUCACUAUUUCUUCCGUGAGGAGUAACUCCGAAAACGAGCUGCCACAAUGGUGAAGGAACAGUUUAGAGAGACAGACGUGGCCAGAAAGAUAAGCCACAUCUGUUUUGGCAUGAAAUCGGCGGAGCAGAUGCGGCAGCAGGCGCACAUUCAGGUGGUCAGUAAGAACCUGUACAGUCAGGACACGAGUCACACUCCGCUGCCAUACGGAGUCCUGGAUCACCGCAUGGGAACGAGUGAAAAAGACCGGCCUUGUGAGACAUGUGGGAAGAACCUGGCUGAUUGUCUGGGACACUAUGGUUAUCUGGACCUAGAGCUGCCCUGUUUCCAUGUGGGAUAUUUUAAAGCCGUCAUUGGAAUCCUACAGAUGAUUUGUAAAACCUGCUCCCAUAUCAUGCUGACCCGUGAGGAGAAGCAGAUGUUUAUGGACUACCUGAGGAGACCAGGGCUGGCCUACUUACAGAAGCGUAGUCUGAAGAAAAAGAUCUCGGACAAAUGCCGCAAGAGAACCAUCUGCUUGAACUGCGAUGCUUUCAAUGGCCCAGUGAAAAAAUGCGGCCUGCUAAAAAUCAUCCAUGAGAAAUAUAAGACGGGUAAAAAAGUAGUGGAUCCAGUGGUGUCAGACUUCCUGCAGUCAUUUGAUAUUGCCAUAGAGCAUAACAAAGAAGUGGAGAAUCUACUAACCAAAGCUCAGGAGAACCUGAAUCCUCUGGUAGUGCUGAACCUGUUCCGAAGGAUUCCAGCUGAGGAUGUUCCAUUGCUUCUGAUGAACCCGGAGGCGGGCAAACCUGCCGACCUCAUCCUGACCCGCCUUCUGGUCCCGCCCCUCUGUAUCCGCCCGUCUGUCAUCAGCGACCUUAAAUCGGGCACUAACGAGGAUGACCUCACCAUGAAACUGACCGAAAUCAUUUUCCUCAAUGACGUCAUCAAAAAGCACCGUAUGUCCGGAGCUAAAACUCAGAUGAUAAUGGAGGACUGGGACUUCCUACAGCUGCAGUGUGCCCUCUACAUCAACAGUGAACUUUCCGGAAUCCCCCUCAACAUGGCCCCCAAGAAAUGGACCAGGGGCUUUGUACAGAGACUGAAGGGCAAACAAGGACGUUUCCGUGGUAACCUGUCGGGAAAGAGAGUGGAUUUCUCCGGACGAACGGUCAUUUCGCCUGACCCCAACUUACGAAUUGAUGAAGUUGCUGUUCCAGUCCAUGUCGCCAAAAUCUUGACCUACCCAGAGAAGGUGAAUAAAGCUAAUAUAGAACUGAUGCGGAAACUUGUGAAAAACGGACCAGACCUUCAUCCUGGGGCUAACUUCAUCCAACAGAGACACACACAAAUGAAAAGGUUUCUGAAAUACGGGAACAGGGAGAAGAUGGCUCAGGAACUGAAGUACGGUGACGUGGUGGAGAGACAUCUGAUCGACGGUGACAUCGUUCUCUUCAACCGCCAGCCCUCCCUACACAAACUCAGCAUCAUGGCCCACAUUGCGAGAGUGAAACCUCACCGGACGUUCCGUUUUAACGAGUGUGUGUGCACACCAUACAAUGCCGACUUUGACGGUGACGAAAUGAAUCUACAUCUGCCCCAGACAGAGGAAGCCAAAGCAGAGGCUCUGGUUUUAAUGGGGACCAAAGCCAAUCUUGUGACCCCGAGAAAUGGCGAACCCCUGAUUGCAGCCAUUCAGGACUUCCUGACAGGUGCCUACCUCCUCACCCUGAAAGACACAUUCUUUGACAGAUCCAAGGCCUGUCAGAUAGUGGCCUCCAUCCUGGUGGGGAAAGAUGAGAAGGUCAAAAUCGCUCUUCCACAUCCUGCCAUUCUCAAGCCCAUGGCUUUGUGGACAGGGAAGCAGAUAUUUAGUCUGAUCCUGAAGCCCGGUAAGGAAUGUCCAGUCAAAGCCAACCUGCGCACUAAAGGAAAACAGUACUGUGGCAAAGGAGAGGACCUGUGUCAGAAUGACUCCUUUGUGGUGAUCCAGAACAGCGAGCUGAUGUGUGGAAGCAUGGACAAGGGAACCUUGGGCUCGGGUUCGAAGAACAACAUCUUCUACAUCCUGCUGAGGGACUGGGGCCAGCUGGAGGCAGCUAACGCCAUGUCAAGACUGGCUCGCCUCGCUCCAGUUUACCUAUCUAACCGAGGUUUCUCCAUCGGCAUCGGAGACGUGACCCCGGGCCAAGGUCUGCUGAAGGCCAAGCAGGACCUCCUGGAUGCGGGUUAUAAAAAAUGUGAUGAGUAUAUCGAGGCUUUGAACACGGGCAAACUCCAACCGCAGCCUGGCUGCACCGCUGAGGAGACACUGGAGGCACUGAUCCUGAGGGAGCUGUCAGUGAUCAGAGACCAUGCGGGCAGUGCCUGUCUCAGAGAACUGGACAAGAGCAACAGUCCUUUAAUCAUGGCCCUGUGUGGCUCCAAAGGUUCAUUCAUUAACAUCUCGCAGAUGAUAGCAUGCGUGGGACAGCAGGCCAUAAGUGGUUCUCGUGUCCCCGAUGGUUUUGAGAACCGUUCCCUUCCUCACUUCGAGAAACACUCUAAGCUGCCUGCGGCCAAAGGCUUUGUAGCAGACAGCUUCUACUCAGGCCUCACCCCCACUGAGUUCUUCUUCCACACCAUGGCUGGACGAGAGGGCCUGGUCGACACCGCGGUCAAAACGGCAGAGACAGGAUACAUGCAGAGGCGUUUGGUGAAGUCACUGGAAGACCUGUGCUCCCAGUAUGACCUGACAGUGCGUAGCUCCACGGGCGACAUUAUCCAGUUCAUCUAUGGCGGUGACGGACUUGACCCUGCGGCCAUGGAGGGAAAGGAUGAACCAUUGGAGUUUAAGAGAGUUCUGGACAACAUCCGGGCGGUGUAUACCUGCCCCAGUGAACCAGCCUUGAGCAGAAACGAACUGGUCAUGACUGCAGAGUCCAUAAUGAAGAGAAACGAUUUCAUCUGCUGUCGAGACACCUUCCUGGAGGAAAUCAAAAAGUUUAUCAAGACCAUCUCUGAGAAAAUCAAGAAGACCAGAGACAAAUACGGCAUCAAUGACAAUGGUAGUACUGAGCCAAAGGUUCUUUACCAGCUAGACAGGAUAACUCCCACCCAGCUGGAGAAGUUUCUGGAAACAUGCAGAGACAAAUACAUGAGGGCUCAGAUGGAGCCCGGUUCUGCCGUGGGAGCCCUCUGUGCCCAGAGUAUUGGGGAACCUGGUACUCAGAUGACCCUGAAGACCUUCCAUUUCGCUGGUGUCGCCUCCAUGAACAUCACCCUGGGAGUGCCUCGCAUCAAAGAGAUCAUCAACGCCUCCAAAAACAUCAGUACCCCCAUCAUUAGUGCUCACUUGGAUGUGGAGGACGAUGCGGACUUUGCCCGUCUGGUAAAGGGAAGAAUUGAGAAGACUCUUUUAGGAGAGAUCUCUGAGUAUAUUGAGGAGGUCUUUCUGCCGGAUGAUUGUUUUAUUCUCAUCAAGCUGUCACUGGAGAGAAUCCGUCUGCUUCGGUUAGAGGUAAACGCAGAGACGGUGCGGUACUCCAUUUGCAUGUCGAAGCUGCGUGUGAAACCAGGGGACAUCGCUGUGCACGGGGAGGCUGUGGUGUGUGUGUCUCCGCGGGAAAACAGCAAGAGCUCCAUGUAUUACGUCCUCCAAUCACUUAAAGAGGACCUCCCAAAGGUGGUGGUUCAGGGCAUCCCAGAGGUGGCCCGUGCUGUCAUUCACAUUGACGAGCAGAGCGGGAAGGAGAAGUUUAAGCUGCUGGUGGAGGGGGAUAAUCUGAGAGCCGUCAUGGCCACACACGGAGUCAACGGCAACCGCACCUCCUCCAAUAACACGUACGAGGUGGAGAAGACCCUGGGUAUUGAGGCAGCAAGGACCACUAUCAUAAAUGAGAUCCAGUACACGAUGGUCAACCACGGCAUGAGUAUCGACCGUAGACAUGUCAUGUUGCUGGCAGACCUCAUGUCGUACAAGGGUGAGAUUCUGGGCAUCACCAGGUUCGGUCUGGCCAAAAUGAAGGAGAGCGUUCUUAUGCUGGCAUCGUUUGAAAAGACGGCGGAUCAUCUUUUCGAUGCUGCCUACUUUGGUCAGAAGGACUCCGUCUGUGGUGUGUCUGAAUGCAUUAUUAUGGGUAUCCCAAUGAACAUUGGAACGGGGCUUUUCAAACUUUUACACAAGGCGGACAAAGACCCCUCUCCCCCUACGCGCCCGCUGCUCUUUGACAAUACUGACCUGCACAUCUCGUUGGUGACCUAGGCCCUCCCCCCAAAACGAUGCUCCAGAGGCCCAGGCUCACCAACGCCUCCCUCAACAUUCUUUGGCAGCUGAGAAGAGCCAGGAUAUUAUGUCGUUAUUUUUAGAGAUGAUUCAUUUAACUUGCUGCUUGGAAUGACACUUGGUGUCAAUUUGGUUUGAAGAGCGUUGUGUUCUUUUCUGUAAAAAGGCAGUGUUCUCUGCGUGGAUGCAAAGAAAGAAACGAUCAGAAAACGCUGUUACCACAGUGACACGGGCCCCUAAUCACUUUGAUGAGGAGAAAUGUGAGACACUUACACUGAGACAUUAGACAUCGAUUUCAUUUUUGAGAUGACCAGAUGUAUUUCAGUUCUACCUCUGAGCUCCUGGUGCCUUUUUCUCUCCUAUUAUAGUUCAACACAUAUUUUCACCACUUUCUUUUGUUCAGCGAGCAGUUAUUGUUUUGAUUUUGCCUGUAAACCCUAUUGUUGUCAUAAUAAUAGAAGGAAAAUAUACAUCUUUAGGAGACUAAAGGUGAUGUGUUUUGACAUUUGCUAUAUUUGUUUUAAUAAAUGGUGAAUGGUGUGAUAUUUUUCAGAAGCAGACAGGUGUGAGUAAUAUGGUCUCUCUCGUCUUCAGAAUGCCUUAAGGAUACGAGGGUGAAAACUUUUCUCUUUGCGUCAGAAUGAAAAGCAUGAAACUGUGUGGGGUUUUUUUUUUCUGUAAAUAUGUAUGAGAUGUGAAUAAAAUGUACAU
This is a messenger RNA of Chanos chanos (milkfish), 5033 nucleotides long. RefSeq names its product polymerase (RNA) III (DNA directed) polypeptide A (gene polr3a). Gene Ontology annotation, molecular function: DNA-directed RNA polymerase activity; DNA binding. Gene Ontology annotation, biological process: DNA-templated transcription. Lineage: Eukaryota; Metazoa; Chordata; Actinopteri; Gonorynchiformes; Chanidae. The record is from RefSeq and is a predicted model, not a curated record. The transcript is spliced from 31 exons. Bases 129 to 4301 code for a protein of 1390 amino acids.